Saprolegnia diclina VS20 is the source of this 714-nucleotide messenger RNA. RefSeq lists its product as hypothetical. Gene Ontology annotation, molecular function: zinc ion binding. Bases 23 to 649 code for a protein of 208 amino acids. The transcript has a single exon. NCBI's taxonomy places the organism in Eukaryota, Oomycota, Saprolegniomycetes, Saprolegniales, Saprolegniaceae. The record is from RefSeq and is a predicted model, not a curated record.
CAGUCCCCUCCAACGACAAACCAUGACGAAGGACGCCGUGUGCUACAUGUGCUGGAGCUCGACGUCGCCGUCCGAGCUCAUCGCCCCGUGCGCGUGCACAAGCUACGUCCACCGCGACUGCCUCGAGCGAUGGCGCGCCACGUCGUCGACUGCCGACGCCCCGACGCACUGCCCCACAUGCCGCAUGCGCUAUGUGCUCGACGGCCCGCCAGCGCUACUUCUAUGGGUCCUCGGCCAUGGCCGCCUUUACAUUGCAGUGGCUGUCCUGCUCGUCUUGGGCCUUCAGGCGCUGCUUCUGUGGCAGCUCGACGUGUACGCCGGGCAUCCCCUUGCCGCAGACGCCAGUGGCGCCAAAGCGACGCUCGUGUACGUUGGCGCCAGUGCGGGCUUGCUGCUCGUUCUCUGCGGUGCGAUCUUGGUCCGCGCAGCUCAAUCGCACUUGAUCUGGGAGCGUCAUCCGGACCAGUCGCUCCUCGACGCACUUUUGCAGCACGUCAUUUUGCUCGUUCUGGUCGUGGGUGGCGUCGGGUGCUUUCUCAUCUACCUCGUGGGCUCGGGCCAAGUCGACAUCCUCGCACCACUCAAAGCGCGCGUGCUCGCCCACUGCGACCAACGCAUUCGCAACCUGCGACCGCUUCGAUACAACUAAAUGCACCAGACUACUAUUUAGCGCAAAUUAUCUCUCCAAAUGCAAAUUUCCUCAUCCUACCACCA